AUGCAAGAAGCCCUUACUGCGUGUCAACCAAGCGGAAAAACGGGCCUCUCCAAGCGCUUCAAAGCCAGCCUUCAAGCACCAGGAGGGAGGGAGUUCGGUGGACUUGCAGACAGCGACAUUGAAGAUAUCGCUCUUGGUGAAGCAGAGGGGGCUACAGUUACGAACAAAUCAGAGCUCGACGACAAUGGCAUGAUCGGUCUUGUAAAUGACUAUACUACACCUGUCAAUUCACAACCAGGUUCGAAGGGCUCAUCAGCUGUAUCUUCUCAUCAACCCUCUCGUCAACCCUCUGUUGAGUUCAACCCUCUCCCCAAGAAAGGUGCUGUACGAACAGCACAUCUCCCGACAGCUCGUGCCCAGCCUGGAUCCCAACAUUCAUCUCGUGCAGGAUCCCGGUCAGCCUCACGUACCCAUACUCCAGCCGAAUCUCGAGCUCAUUCACCAAACCCUGCUGCUCAAGGAUCUGGGGAAAAAGGAGGCCAGAGGGUCGGAACAAGUGCGAAGGAAUACCCGGAGUUUAUCAGGGGCAACUGGUCUAGUUGUGUCCUCCCAACAGCGAAGCAUGCCAUGUUCGCUUCUGAUCAGCCAAUGGUCAAAUUUCGUCGAGACAAGGUCCUUCUUGAAACUGUUCAAGAUAUUGUCAACCAGACAUUCCCAGAAAUCACAUAUGUUUGCUCUCUGGAUAGAGAUGCAGUGUUUCAACAGAUAUAUAACCAGUUGAAUGAGACAUGUUCUGAAAUAGGGUCGAAAGCAAUCAAGACUGUUGGCGAGUUCUUUAGUCAUCCAGAGUAUAAUGGUCAUUACAGGAGGAUUCUUGAGUAUGCUACAUGGGCCAGUGAUCGGCUUGAAGAUGGUCCCGCCUUCUACGCUGAACCAUCAGCCAGUAAUAUUAAGCCCAGCGAUGGAAACUACGUGCCACCAAGGGGGCUGUUUCAAUCAUACUUUGUCAUUGAAAUGAUGAAGUUCUACAUGAGCAAAAUGGCCCAGUCAAGCAUCGAAUAUGGGUGUCCUGUUGGUCUGGUUGGUCUGGUUUGUGCAGCGUCGAAAGGCCACCCACCGCUGGUUUCACUCACCAAGGAAAGCGAACGGUUCUCAGAAGUGAAUGUGGGCAAACACGUCAAGGCCUUUGUAUGCUAUGCGGCCAGCCUCACCGACGAUGAAUGGGAAGACCUCAUGGUCCUGUAUGAAUACUCCCCUAAUCCCCCAUGCGACGAGGGUGGUGCCUCAAGCGACUCUGAUCAAUCUAUCAAGCUCUAUAUCCCUCAUUAG
Marasmius oreades (fairy-ring Marasmius) is the source of this 1269-nucleotide messenger RNA. RefSeq lists its product as uncharacterized. The record is from RefSeq and is a predicted model, not a curated record. The coding region runs from base 1 to 1269 and encodes 422 amino acids. Lineage: Eukaryota; Fungi; Basidiomycota; Agaricomycetes; Agaricales; Marasmiaceae. The transcript has 6 exons.